Hyaena hyaena (striped hyena) is the source of this 2674-nucleotide messenger RNA. RefSeq names its product NOP2 nucleolar protein (gene NOP2). The coding region runs from base 96 to 2558 and encodes 820 amino acids. Gene Ontology annotation, cellular component: nucleolus. The transcript has 16 exons. The record is from RefSeq and is a predicted model, not a curated record. Lineage: Eukaryota; Metazoa; Chordata; Mammalia; Carnivora; Hyaenidae. Gene Ontology annotation, molecular function: RNA binding; rRNA (cytosine-C5-)-methyltransferase activity. Gene Ontology annotation, biological process: rRNA base methylation; maturation of LSU-rRNA.
GAGAGUGUAGUGUCCGCGGCUAGGUUUGCAGUGCACGUGGAGUGAGGAGCUGCUUAUCCCGGUGGCCAGUCGGGCCUGGACCCUAUUUCAAUACUAUGGGGCGCAAGUUGGACCCUACGAAGAAGGAGAAGCGCGGGCCAGGCCGUAAGGCCCGGAAACAGAAGGGUGCUGAGACCGAACUCGCCAGAUUCUUGCCUGCAGCGGGUGAUGAAAAUUCUAAGAGGCUUUCUAGUCGUGCUCGAAAAAGGGCAGCGAAGAGAAGGUUGGGCUCUGCUGAAGCCCUUGAGACGCAUAAGUUUCCUGGGGCCAAACCAUUGCCUGGAAAGUUACCCAGAGGAACCUCUGGAGGAGCUGUCCAGACCCCUGGUAAGAAGGGAGCCCAGCCCUUACUUCAUGCUUCUCAAGGCAAGAAGCGUCCAGCACCAUCCCAAAGCAGUGAGGAGGAUGAGGAGGAAGAAGACUACGAAGAGGAUGAUGUGGUGAACCAGGGAGGCCUCUGGGGCUCUGAGGACAGUGAUGCUGAUAUGAUAGAUGACUAUGGUGCGGACUCCAACUCAGAGGAUGAUGAUGAAGGUGAAGAGCUGCUGCCCAUUGAGAGGGCUGCUCUGAAGCAAAAGGCCCAGGAAGCUGUUGCUGGGGGCCAAUGGAGUGAGGAGGAGACUGAGGAGGAGGAGGAAGUGGAGGAAGGGUCCCCUGAGUCAGGCCCCCAAAAGAAUGAUGAGACAGAUGGGGGCCUGCAGAUCAAUGUGGAUGAGGAGGAGCCCUUUGUGCUGCCCCCUGCUGGGGAGCAGGAGCAGGAUGCCCAGGCUCCAGACUUGCAGCGAAUUCACAAGCGCAUCCAAGAUAUAGUGGGAGUGCUGCGUGAUUUUGGGACUAAGCGGGAGGAAGGUCGAUCUCGUUCUGAAUAUCUGCACCGGCUUCAGAAGGACCUGGCCACUUAUUACUCCUAUGGAGACUUCCUGCUUGGCAAGCUCAUGGACCUCUUCCCACUGUCUGAGCUGGUGGAGUUCUUAGAAGCUAAUGAGGUACCUCGGCCCAUCACACUCAGGACCAAUACCUUGAAAACCCGGCGCCGAGACCUUGCUCAGGCGCUAAUUAACCGUGGCGUUAAUCUGGAUCCCCUGGGCAAGUGGUCGAAGACUGGACUGGUGGUGUAUGACUCUUCAGUGCCCAUUGGCGCCACCCCUGAGUACCUGGCUGGGCACUAUAUGCUUCAGGGAGCCUCGAGUAUGUUGCCAGUCAUGGCCUUGGCGCCUCAGGAACACGAGCGGGUCCUGGACAUGUGCUGUGCUCCUGGAGGAAAGACUAGCUAUAUCGCUCAGCUGAUGAAGAACACGGGUGUGAUUCUUGCCAACGAUGCCAAUGCUGAGCGGCUCAAGAGUGUCGUGGGUAAUCUGCACCGGUUGGGAGUCACCAAUACCAUUAUCAGCCACUACGACGGGCGCCAGUUCCCCAAGGUGGUGGGGGGCUUUGACCGAGUCCUUUUGGAUGCGCCCUGCAGUGGUACUGGGGUCAUCUCCAAAGACCCAGCUGUGAAGACUAACAAGGACGAGAAGGACAUCCUGCGCUGUGCUCAUCUUCAGAAGGAGCUGCUCCUGAGUGCUAUUGACUCUGUCAAUGCCACCUCCAAGACAGGUGGCUACCUUGUCUACUGCACCUGUUCCAUCAUGGUGGAAGAGAACGAGUGGGUGGUAGACUAUGCCCUGAAAAAGAGGAAUGUGCGGUUGGUGCCCACCGGUCUGGACUUUGGCCAGGAAGGUUUUAUUCGCUUUCGAGAAAGGCGCUUCCACCCCACUCUGCGCUCUACUCGCCGCUUCUAUCCUCACACCCACAAUAUGGAUGGCUUUUUUAUUGCCAAGUUCAAGAAGUUCUCUAAUUCUAUCCCCCAAUCCCAAACAGGAAAUUCUGCAGCUUCUACCCCUACAAACGUAGACUUGCCUGAGGUGAAAGGUCAGGUGACCCCUAAGCCCGAGGGCAGCAGCCAGCCUGCCAAGAAGGCCAGAGUGGCUGGGAAGGCAAAGCAGCAGUUGCAGAAACGGCAACAUCCCAAGAAGGACUUCUCCCAGAAGUGGGAUAGCAUCUCCAAAGGGACAGAGUCAAGUGUGCCCACUGUAUCUUGUGACACAAAGUCCCAACUUUCUUCUGAGCUCCAGGAUAGCAGUCAGCCAGUUCAAGAAGCUGAAGUGAUCAGGGGACCGAAGGUGCCUAGGAAGCUAAAGCAACAGUCAGCUACGCCAGUGGCCUCCAAGAAAGUUGCCUUCUGGAAGCAGAAUGCUUCUAAGGGCAGGGACACAGAAGCGUCUGUGCUGUCUCUCUCGAAGACCCAGGCCACUCUCAAGCCUGAGGACUGUGAUCAGCCCCUUGGAAACAGCCAAAGGGCUGAGAAGGUAAAGCAGCAGUUGCGAGAACAGCCUCCUAAGAAAGCUGCCUUCCAGAAGCAGAAUGGCUUCCCCAAGGGGCCUGAGAUUUCCACCAUGUCCCCUGUUGGUUCCAGCCGGCCCCCACCAGCAAAGAGGAGAAAAUCUCAGUCCAGAGGCGGCAGCCAUCUGAUGUCUUAGGUUGAAAGUAGACUGGGGUGGCUCGUUGCUGUGAUCACUGGGUUGCAGCUCUUACCUCUGUGAGGUUGGCGUCCCCACCGUGCAUAUGAAAUCUAAUACACGUUUUAUAAUCUCUG